GCCAAAGCUGUCUAAAAUGAGCACCAAUGGUCUUUACAUUCUGCUGUUGUGCCUGCUGGGCGAUCAAAUAUCCUGCGCCACCGUAAAAUCAUUUCCCGACAGAUUCCGCGCGGUAGAGAUUCUUCAAGAUGAACCGGCGACCAUACAAUGCCGGACUGAUAGUCAGCCGUUUAUGGAAUUCGGAAUAGCCCAAAUGCUGGAAGCAUACUCCUACGACGAAGCAAAGCAGAAAUGCCGGAUUAGUGUGGCCCUCUGCUCUAACCUGUUGCCUACGCGGGUUGCGCCGGAUCUCGACUAUGAUGUCCAGGACAGAGUUCAGACUGAGCCAACCAAAAUAGAGUCAUUAUUCAUGAGCUGCACCAAUAACAAAACCUGCAUGCACCCUGUCGUUCGACAGCCAGGAUCGGAGUCAGAAAGGAGGAAAAUGCGGAUCAGAGAUGCUACUACGGCUGGUGGUGACCUUUCGAUGCUCCGAUAAGAAAAUCUGAAUUGGGCAAGGUUCAGUUAUUAUCGGCACAUUUGAUUUCUACUUCGAUUAACGGUCGUUUUAAUAACGUGAUAGUAGCUAAUAGCUAUGUUUCCGUCUUGUGCUUAAAACAGCGGAAGCACUUUCACAGCUUUGUUGUCAGCCAAUAGGGUGGCAUAUUACCGUGUGUUUGCCUGUAAUACUCGUUGACGUCGUUGUAAUAUAUUUCAAAAUGGGAGGAUGGAGAAUGAUUGC
Paramacrobiotus metropolitanus is the source of this 721-nucleotide messenger RNA. RefSeq lists its product as uncharacterized. Bases 17 to 478 code for a protein of 153 amino acids. The transcript is spliced from 2 exons. The record is from RefSeq and is a predicted model, not a curated record. Lineage: Eukaryota; Metazoa; Tardigrada; Eutardigrada; Parachela; Macrobiotidae.